This is a messenger RNA of Lucilia sericata (common green bottle fly), 680 nucleotides long. RefSeq names its product tetratricopeptide repeat protein 36 homolog. Gene Ontology annotation, biological process: cilium assembly. The record is from RefSeq and is a predicted model, not a curated record. The coding region runs from base 55 to 636 and encodes 193 amino acids. Gene Ontology annotation, molecular function: protein binding. Lineage: Eukaryota; Metazoa; Arthropoda; Insecta; Diptera; Calliphoridae. The transcript is spliced from 2 exons.
CUUUUAAAGCUCCCAACGUUAACAACAUUAAAAGUAUAUCUGUGAAUCAAAAAAAUGCCCUUAACAAAAUCUUGUCUAUCAGCUCAUGAUCAGCAAGUUUUAGAAUCGAUCUUCAAUCCUCUGGAAUUAACUUCUUCUUUGGAAGCACAACUCAUUAAUCCAGAUUCUACCGAACCUUUAGUGGAUCAAGAUGAGGCACUCGGUUGUGAAGUGGAAAUAUUAAAGAAAUCCAAACAAUUGGAAAUAGAAGCUGUAAAAUUGGCUGAAGAAGAGAAAUUGGAAGAAGCUUUGGAAAAGUUUAAGGAAUCUUUAGAAUUGACACCCAAAAGGGCUUCAAUUUAUAAUAAUCGGGCACAGGCUUUAAGAUUAGCUGGGAAGAUGAGGGUGACCGCUUUUGACGACCUCAAUCAAGCUUUGGAGAAUUGUUUAAAUCAAGCCAAAUCCAAAUGUCAUGCCUUGUGCCAGCGUGGCGUACUUUACCGCAAACAAAACAAAUUGGAUGAAGCCCGCCAAGAUUUUGAAGAAGCCGCCAAAAUGGGCAGUAAAUUUGCCAAACAACAAUUGGUGGAAAUUAAUCCGUUUGCAGCUUUGUGUAAUCAAAUGUUAAGACAAGCUUUUCAACAAUUAGAGAAAUAAUAAAUAAAGAGAGUAACAGAGAGAAAAAUUAAAGAAGGGAAAUG